AUGAUGACCAACAGCAGUCUCCUCAAAAUCGUGAAGACAUUCAGCAGUGACAUUAAGAUGGAGUUUGGCUUGAAAAGAGUGCUAGGGCCAUCUUCAAAAGAGGUCGCUUUACCAGUACUACCUAUAUUCAUUUCGAUAACUCUGUCACCAUCAAAGAACUGGAGCAAGAAAGAACUUACAAAUAUCUGGGGUUGAAAGAAGGAGCGGGCAUCCAGCAUGCAGCAAUGAAAGAGAAGAUAAGAAAGGAGUACGGACUCAUUAGGUUAAUACUAAAAAGCGAACUUAACGCUGGCAACCGAGUGGAAGCCAUCAACACCUUGGCAAAUUUCCCUCCUUGUAUAAGCCCAUCCUAAUAUAAGCACAAGUUCUAGACAAUUGAGAACUUUGGUGGCAUGGACCAAAAUGGCUUCAGGACAGUAAGUAAACAUGGACAACCUGGGAUAUCCCAAUGAUUACUAAAGAGACAUUAGAGAAGAUUGAAAUUGAAACAAAGGGCCCGAAAACCUUCUACGAAACCUCCAACUUGACUGGAGAAAACGUCAAUGAAGGGAAGGUUGAAAACAAAGAUAAAUCAACACCCUUUUGUCACCCCCUUGGGAAUGUAUGAAAAGAAAUACUCUUCCCUUCUUCGACUUCUUCGAAUUACGGCGUGGCUUUUAAGAUUUGUUCAGAAAGCUAGAAAACGGAAAACCUACACAAAUUAUACUAGAUCAUGUCCCACAAUUUAAGCUCGCGAAAACUGCCAUUGAUAAAGCCUGGAAGGAAACAAGUUCAAACCAUGAGGUGUAAAGUUACACUACCAAGCAAGGAAUUGAAUGGAACUUUAGAGUGGAACUGGCCCAUUGGAUGGGUGUAAGGGAGCUCUUAAGAAAUCAAUUGGCAAAAUCUGCCUGACUGAGAACAAACUUGAAACCUUUCUAGCAGAGGUGGAGGCUGUUAUUUAUUCUCCUCCACUUGUUUAAGUCAGUGAGGACUUCGGUUCUGGAUUUUCACUUACCCCAGCCGACCUCUUCCUGUCUGGAAUUCCGGUAAUUGAGACCCAUAACCCACAUCAUCCAGACUAUGGAAAGAAGAGCUCAACUGAUAAAUUACUAGAGAUCUGGGAUAAAGGUCAGCAACGCCUGAAUUCACUUUAG
Molecule: messenger RNA, 1136 nt
Organism: Porites evermanni
Lineage: Eukaryota; Metazoa; Cnidaria; Anthozoa; Scleractinia; Poritidae
Source: the annotation of a GenBank genome assembly